This is a messenger RNA of Brassica napus (rape), 2198 nucleotides long. RefSeq names its product putative pumilio homolog 19. NCBI's taxonomy places the organism in Eukaryota, Viridiplantae, Streptophyta, Magnoliopsida, Brassicales, Brassicaceae. Gene Ontology annotation, biological process: post-transcriptional regulation of gene expression. The record is from RefSeq and is a predicted model, not a curated record. Gene Ontology annotation, cellular component: cytoplasm. Gene Ontology annotation, molecular function: mRNA binding.
CAGCAGAUCGCCUAAGGGAAUAUUAACACUACUCUGUUGGCAAGGAUGUAUUUACUGGUCAAUGGUCGACUACAUCGAAACAUCUUCCGAUCACCAGAAUCAAUGUCUCGGUUCCUCGACAGGCAGAUCCGUGAUCGUAUUCUAUCAUUCCGAGAGCAAAACCCUAGGGCAUCAUCUACAAUGAUGCAGCAAUGGCUGAGUUGAGUAUCUUCCAUCACCGAUUCUGUCCCUCUCCUCUGAAUCAUCGUCGCGUUUUCUCCCCGACGUUUCAUUAUUAUCAAAGCUCUCUUCUUCUAUAUGUGGGCUUGGGUUAAGUUAGGUUUAUUGAUAUGAGAUUCUGUCUCUGGGCUGGGCUGGGCUCUUAAAACAAACUAAAGCCAUUUGGGUUUGUAACAUUUUAUUUCCUUUUGUUUUUAAUAUGAAAAACCAGGUCAAAAAAAAAAAAAAACAAUAUAACCUUACAUUAAAAAACGAAGCCAUAAUGAUAAAAAAAAAGACUCUAUGAAACGGAAAAGAAUACUCCAGCAACGUCGCCAUGUAUAUGUAUACGUUCAUAUAAAUAGGCAUCAUCAUUCAUCACUCCACAUAUCAACACUUUCUCAUUCUCUACAAUCACACAACCAAAACCCUCAUCCUUCCAAGACAAAGAGCAAAGAGUUAACGUAUAUAAUGGCAAACGGCGGCGAUCUCCGUUCUACCGCCGCAGGAUCAUCCAUCGAACAAGAGUCUCCGGUGGUUCUUCCUCCUCCUCCACGUGAAAUCCCCACCGCCAAUAUCCCUCCUGCAAGAUCCACCGCACCAAAUACAGUCAAUCUUACUGAAGAGAAUCAAUCUUUAGUCAACUCAUUGCGCUACUACACCGCCUUAACUCAUCAAGAAAGGGAGACGUUUAUGCAGUCGUUGUUCAACUUAAUGACUAGCAACGAAGAAGACGGUGCGGCUCAGUUUGGAGAGGUGGUCUCAAGAAGCGAUCUUCCGAGGAUGGCCUUGUUGCUGACGUCAGAUCUCGAUCGUUUCUUGGAGAUGGCAAGAACCAAGAACGGCUCCAAACGCAUACAGGAGCUACUCGGAAUAACAGACGACCUGGACACCUACUUCUUUAACGCUAUAACGCGCCGCUUCUUCCGCUUCAUGACCGACUAUGAGGCGUCCAGAGUCGGGACGCAAGGGAUGCAUGUUUUCAGCCAGGAGAAGAAAAAAACUAUGUACGAGCACGUUCUCCGCCACGCGAUUCCCCUGGCGUGUGACCCAAGCGGCUUCGCCGUGCUGAAAGAAAUCAUAGACAGCUUGGGCAAUCCUUUCUACAGAGGCCGGCUCUUGGACAUAGUCGCGCAGAACGCUCUCUACUUAAGCUACAAUGCUCAUGGGAACUACGUGGUCCAACACGUGCUUCGACUGAAUGACUUACGUUGCACGCAUAACGUUGCAGUUAGCCUCAGGGGGCGUUGCUUUGGCCUCUCGUUUACGAAGUUUGGAAGCUUUGUCGUGCAGAAGCUUUUGGAUACAGAGGAGGAGGCGGUUAUGGUGGUGAGAGAGUUGGUGCGGUGUGAUGAAGAGAGUUUGGUGAGGCUGGCGAGGAGUGAUUACGGGAAUUACGUGGCGGUGAAGGCACUGAGAGUGAUGGAGGAGAGGAAUCGGAUCGAUUUGUUUUGGGAUUUGGCGAAUAAGCUCAGGCCCUACGUUCAUCUCUUGCGUGGACGCAGAAUUGGAGCAAUCCUGAGCUCGCUUAAUUAGAUUUGUCUCAAUGGCCUGCAUGCAGGUUCUAUUGCUUACGAUAUAUGUAUGCUGAAAGUUGUUAGAUUCUGUGGUUUGCUUAAUGAAUUCUUGUAAUGAGAUUUGUCACUAAUGAUGGUAAGCGAGCCACAUUUGAUUCAACACAAAGUGAGUGUAAAUGGUAAAAUGGAUUGUUAGCAUUGCCUUAUCACCAUGAUCAUGAGGAUGGAUUCAUUCACAAUGUAUGGGAAGAACAAAAAAAAGAGAGGAAUUAAUCCAUUUCAAACAUAUUGAGACUGGACCAACAUAAGUAAAACCUGCAGGUUUGACAAAUUUAGUUAUCUUGACAAUUUUAAAAUUUGAACUAAUAUAUAGAUUACUGUUACUUUUAAUUAACAAAUCUUAAUUGUAGUUAGUAUGGUGAAUGAGAUUACGUAUGACGGUAUGAGCCCUUACAUGCUUAUACUGCUGGAUUUUGUUUUAUA